Molecule: messenger RNA, 521 nt
Organism: Gongylonema pulchrum
Lineage: Eukaryota; Metazoa; Nematoda; Chromadorea; Rhabditida; Gongylonematidae
Source: the annotation of a GenBank genome assembly
UUGUUUUUUUUUAGGGCCGAUGUGGACUGCCCCCUGGGCUGGGAGCAGUUGAUCGAGGGGGAUGAAUUCGCCUUUGAGGCGCUCUGCUCCAUCUCAUCGAAUCUACUGCUAGCUGCUACAUGCAGUAUUCCCGUCAAUAUGUAUUCGAAGCAGCGCCUUCGUCUAAUUGAUACAAGGGAUGGGAAAGUAAUCAAAAUUUUCUCGAAAAUGGGAAAAAACGAUGGUGAAAUAUACUUCCCGCGUUGCAUCCAAAGGUACAACGAAAACAUUUUUGUUUUGGACAAAACUGGACGCAUUCAAGAGUUCACACUUGACGGUAAAUUUGUUCGCAUAGCUGCACAAAUCGAUGCAUAUAUUGGCAACGCUUUUGUCAUUGAAGACGAUGGUGUGGCUUUACUGGCCUGUUCAGGAAUUGUACUGGAUCGAGAUAAUCAAACCAUCUGCGAUGACUGGCUGGAGAAAGUGCCUCUGAACGGCAGUAAAUGGUUGCCUGAUCUAAAUCAUGGUGACCGCAGAUAGCU